This is a messenger RNA of Aphanomyces invadans, 701 nucleotides long. RefSeq lists its product as hypothetical. Bases 282 to 608 code for a protein of 108 amino acids. The record is from RefSeq and is a predicted model, not a curated record. NCBI's taxonomy places the organism in Eukaryota, Oomycota, Saprolegniomycetes, Saprolegniales, Verrucalvaceae. The transcript has a single exon.
UUGUCUUGCGGCGACCUGGGCCGGCAUUCGUGGCCGGGCAAGCGUUGCGAGAAUUCUCUGGUCAUCUCCACAACGAAGCGAGCGUGCUGUUUUGACAUCAUUCGCAUGGUCAAGACUCAUUAGGACGCGGCUCGUUUCAUGCGAUUCUCGAGGCGUUUCGGCACUUUUUUCAGCUUUUUCCAAAUUUACGCAAUCGCCAACUUGACCCAACAGCGACAACGCAACGGUUCACGUCAGUGCGCUCGAAGGCGGGACUGUAGCGCGCUGGCGUUGCACGUGGCAUGCUGCACAGUCCAGACGUUCUCGGCAUGCUUGUGGACACUCAGCACCUUUACAUCUCGGCGAUGCGUUCGUACAGCGUGUACAUGCUGCCGAUCGAGGCGGUGUGUAUAUGUAGAAGGGCCGCGUGGACGUUUGACGGCAGAAGCGCCAGGUUUGUAAACACACCACGGUGCAUUUCGGUGCGUGCGAGUCUCCUUCCAUCGAGAACUGGCGUGAGAAGGGGAUCGAUCGCUCCUCGAGCGAUAGGCACUUUCUCGGGCGAGACAGAGUCGACGGUCGUAGGUAGUAGUAUAUGUAUCAACUUUCCACGUCCAAGGGAUGCCUAGGGCCGAUCCCUUCUCCAUUCACAUCCCCUUCCACCGGCAUUUCGCAGGCGGUCCAGCGGUGGAGCGCCAGCACAUGGUUCUUGCGCCUUCUCC